UUUGUUUGAUUUACCUGUCAGCAGUUGUUGAAUAUCAGUUGAUAGUGCAAAACCUUUUUUAGAAGUUCCGAUAGCCGUUAAACAUUUCUUUAUAAUUUAAGGAACACUGACAAAAAGCAUUUUCAAAGAUGUCGUCUACAACAAACAAAAACAACAAUGAUAAUCCCAAUACAAAACUUGUAAUUCCCGAAUGGAUUAAAGAAGACUACUUUCAAGGAAUCCUUGAAAAAGAUCAUCCAGAUUUCAAGAGAAUUGUAAGAUUUGCAGUUAUAGCUGCUACUGGUCCUGGAGAAAAUUACACAUCAAUCAUGGUUCGUGUCAAUAUUGACAUAGAACUUAAAAACUCAAGUAUCAUCAACACCUCCUACAUUCUAAAAACAACUUUACCAAGCUCCAAAGCUUCCGAAUUACUGGAACACAUGAGUAUCUUUCCAAAAGAAAAAGAAGUCUAUCAAAAUAUUUUGUCACAAUUUGAACAACUUUACAAAGAAGUUGGAAAAACUGUCAAUUUUGGACCUCAGUGCAAACUUACUGAAGAUUCACCUGAAAGAACAACAAUUGUCAUGGAAGAUUUGCGACAGAAGAAAUUCAAAAACGUUGAUCGCUGUCUUGGUCUUGAUAUGCAACAUAUGGAAGAAGUUCUAAAGAAAUUAGCUGAAUUUCAUGCUGCAUCGGCAGUGCAUUAUGAACGUUUUGGACCGUUUUCGGAACAUUUCACUCAAUCGUUUUUCAAAGAAGAGAAUAUGGAAUUUUUUGAAGAACAUGGAGAAGUUAAACGUCAACAGUUUCUUGAAGCUUUAAAGAAAUGGGGUGGUUGUGAAAAGUAUUUGGAUUUGUGGCCAAGUUAUCGAAAAGUCCUUAAAUGGUUUAUUGAACAUGAACAUCCUGCAGCUGAUGAAUUUGCAGUUUUAAAUCAUGGUGAUUGUUGGUCCAACAAUAUAAUGUUUCAAUACAACGACCAAGGACAAAUCCAACAAACUUAUUUUGUGGAUUUUCAAAUGUGCAAAUGGGGUACACCAGCUCAGGACCUUUAUUACUUAAUUACUUCGUCAGCAGCUCUUGAUAUUAAAGUAGCUGAAUUUGAUAAAAUGAUGAGAAUAUAUCAGAAGAAUUUGGCAGAUAAUUUGAAGUUGUUAAAUUAUCAAAAACCAAUUCCAACAUUGAAGGAUAUUCAUAUCAUUAUGAUUAAAUAUUCAUUGUGGGGAUAUUUUACGGGAAUUAAUACCAUGAUUGUGGUAUUGUUGGAUCCAAAUGAAAAUGCCAAUAUUGAAACGUAUAUGAAUGAUGAGGAUUUCCAAAAGCAAAGUCUGAUGAAUCCAAGAUAUGUGAAAGCUAUGAAGCUAUUAUUGCCAUGGUGGGAGAAUCGUGGAGUAUUUGAAUAGUAAAAUUUCAAAAAGGGAUAUUUUUAAUUAUUUUUUUAUUUUUAGUUCAAAAUUUUGUAUAUUUGUAGAUAUAUUAAAAAAAAUAAAUAUUUAACAAAGUAUA
This is a messenger RNA of Episyrphus balteatus (marmalade hoverfly), 1485 nucleotides long. RefSeq lists its product as uncharacterized. NCBI's taxonomy places the organism in Eukaryota, Metazoa, Arthropoda, Insecta, Diptera, Syrphidae. Bases 129 to 1382 code for a protein of 417 amino acids. The transcript has 4 exons. The record is from RefSeq and is a predicted model, not a curated record.